Parastagonospora nodorum SN15 is the source of this 1293-nucleotide messenger RNA. RefSeq lists its product as hypothetical. The coding region runs from base 1 to 1293 and encodes 430 amino acids. Gene Ontology annotation, molecular function: metal ion binding; ATP binding; phosphoribosylamine-glycine ligase activity. Gene Ontology annotation, biological process: purine nucleobase biosynthetic process. The record is from RefSeq and is a predicted model, not a curated record. NCBI's taxonomy places the organism in Eukaryota, Fungi, Ascomycota, Dothideomycetes, Pleosporales, Phaeosphaeriaceae. The transcript has a single exon.
AUGGCAGAUCAAAUCCGCGUCCUUCUCGUCGGAAACGGUGGCCGUGAACACGCGCUUGCGUGGAAACUCCUACAAUCCCCACGCGUCUCUCACAUUUACGUGUGUCCAGGAAAUGGCGGCACCGCGACGCUGAGCUCGAAAGUAACAAACGUCACAUCCGUCAAGGAUUCCGAUUUCGCCGGCCUCGUCGUAUUUUCAAAAGAGAAGGAUGUCAAUCUACUCAUCCCUGGGCCUGAAGCGCCAUUGGUCGCUGGCAUCGUCGACUACUUCGAGAAGAACGGCUACAGCGGGAAAGUCUUCGGUCCAAGCGAAGCAGCAGCACGAAUGGAAGGCAGCAAGACCUUCAGCAAAGACUUCAUGAAGCGCCACUCCAUCCCCACCGCCGCAUACGAGAACUUCUCCUCCUUCGAUGCUGCCGCCAAAUACCUCGAUUCCAUCUCCCACAACGUCGUCAUCAAGGCGUCCGGCCUAGCUGCUGGCAAGGGCGUGAUCAUACCACAAACGAAGGAUGAAGCACACGCCGCGCUCAAGGAUAUCAUGCUAGACAAGGAAUUCGGCAACGCAGGCGAUGAAGUCGUAAUCGAGGAAUUCCUGACCGGCGACGAACUCAGCAUCCUCUCCUUCUCGGACGGGAAGACGAUCAAAUCCCUCCCGCCAGCACAAGACCACAAGCGCAUCGGCGACGGCGACACAGGCCCCAACACAGGCGGCAUGGGCACAUACGCGCCCACGCGCAUCGCACCGCAAGACGUCCUAGCCCGCAUCGACAAAGACAUCCUACAGCCCACCAUCGACGGCAUGCGCGCCGAGGGCUUCGAGUUCAAAGGCGUCCUAUUCACCGGCCUGAUGAUGACCCCACAAGGCCCCAAAGUCCUCGAAUACAACGUGCGCUUCGGCGAUCCGGAAACGCAGUCCCUCCUCGCGCUCAUGGAGUCGGAUCUCGCGGACGUCAUGCUCGCCUGCGCCGACGGCAAGCUGUCCGCUACGGAUCUGAAGGUCGGCGGGAAAUCCGCGGCGACGGUCGUGGUGGCGGCGGGCGGAUACCCGGGGAGCUAUGCCAAGGGCACGGUUAUGACGCUGGAGCAGACGCCGGCGGAUGUGGUGUUGUUCCAUGCGGGUACGGUGUUUGAGGAGGGUGUGCUGAGGACGAGUGGGGGGAGGGUUAUUGCGAGUACGGCGACGGCGGGGACGCUGGAGGAUGCGGUGAAGAAGGCGUAUGAGGGGGUGGGGUGCAUACGUUUCGAGGGGAUGCAGUUCCGGAAAGACAUUGCUGGGCGAGCGUUGAAGAAGUAG